Molecule: messenger RNA, 6017 nt
Organism: Epinephelus moara (kelp grouper)
Lineage: Eukaryota; Metazoa; Chordata; Actinopteri; Perciformes; Serranidae
Product: mucin-5AC-like
Exons: 25
Coding region: 2-5056 (1684 amino acids)
Source: RefSeq, a predicted model, not a curated record
UAUGACAUCACGGACAGUCAGUGCAAUCUCUCUAUCAGUAAACAUGACAUCAGCACUAGUCAAUGCAACCUCACCAUCAGUCUAUGCAACCUCACAACCAGUCAAUUUAACAUCACCACCAGUCAACAUGACCUCACCACCAGUCACUGCAACCUCACCAUCAACCCAUAUGACAUCACCGACAGUCAGUGCAACCUCAUCACUGGUCACUGCAACCUCACCAUCAGUCUACACAACCUCAACACCAGUCAAUGUAACCUCACCAUCAGUCAACAUGACCACACAAAUUGUUUAUACAACCUCAGCACUCAUCAUUACAACCUCACCAUCAGUAAACAUCACCUUGCCACUCAUCAGUGUAACCUUACCAUCAAUAAACAUGACCUCACCCCUCAUCAGUGCUACCUCACCAUCAGUACAUAUGACCUCACCAUCAGUCAAUGCAACUACAACACUGGUCACUGUGACCUCACCAACAGUCAAUGAUGCCUCACCAAUAGUCAAUAUAACAUCAACGCUAGUCCAUACGACCUCACCACCGGUCAGUGUGACCUCGCAAUCAGCUAAUGGAACUUCAGCAGGAGUCAGUACGACAUCAUCAGUUGUUUUCAUGACCUCAACACCAGUCAAUAUAACCUCACAACCAGUCCACAUGACCUCACAACUAGUCAACAUGACCUCAGAAUCAGUCAGUGCAACCUCACCACUCAUCCACAUGACUUCACCAGUCAACAUGACAUCACCAUCAGCCAACAUGACCUCACCACCAAUCAAUGCAACCUCACCACCAGCCAACAUGACCUCGCCACCAAUCAAUGCAACCUCACCACCAGCCAACAUGACCUCACCACCAAUCAAUGCAACCUCACCACCAGCAAAUAUGACCUCACCACCAAUCAAUGCAACCUCACCACCACUCAACAUGACCUCACCACCAAUCAACAUGACCUCACCACCACUCACCUCAAUGCCUUUCCCAGGUAAUGCAAGCUCUACACCUGUAACUGUAACAUCAGCACCACCAGGAAACACAACUACUGGCACUCCACCUGCGACCCCAACAGCUGUAACAACCACGGAGCCAAAAAUUCAGUUGGAAUUUAAGUUGCAGCAAAAUUUUACACAACAACUUACAAACACAUCCUCACCAGAAUACCAAGCAUUAGCAAACACAUUGACAGCAGCGCUGGACAAUGUCUACUCAGCACAGUAUGGAACAAGCUUCAAUCGAACUGUCAUCAAAAACUUUAGUCCAGGAUCUGUUGUGGCAGAUGUUGAGCUCAUAUUCAAUGAUGUGUCAACACUACCAAAUGCCAGUUCUGUGGCUGAGACCAUGGUGACUGCUGCUUCAAGCUCAAACUUUUCCCUCUCUGUUGACACAACAUCUAUUACUGCAACUGCUGUUGUGGCACCAACUGAAGCCCCAGCCACUUCAACACCACCAAUCAACAUGACCUCAUCACCAGUCAACAUGACCUCAUCACCAGCCAACAUGACCUCACCACCAAUCAAUAUGACCUCACCACCAGCCAACAUGACCUCACCACCAAUCAAUGCAACCUCACCACCAGGUAACAUGACCUCACCACUAAUCAAUGCAACCUCACCACCAGCCAACAUGACCUCACCAACAAUCUAUCCAACCUCACCACCAGCCAACAUGACCUCACCACCACUCAAUGCAACCUCACCACCAGCCAACAUGACCUCACCACCAGCCAACAUGACCUCGCCACCAAUCAAUGCAACCUCACCACCUGCCAACAUGACCUCACCACCACUCAAUAUGACCUCACCACCACUCAAUGCAACCUCACCACCACCGAAUAUGACCUCACCACCAAUCAAUGCAACUUCACCACCAGGAAAUGCAAGCUCUCCACCUGUAACUGUAACCUCGGCGCCACCAGGAGUCACAACUAUUGGUGUUCCAGCUACAACCCCAACAGCUGUCACAACCACAGAGCCAAAAGUUCAGCUGGAAUUUAAGUUGCAGCAAAAUUUUACGCAACAACUUACAAACAAAUCCUCACCAGAAUACCAAGCAUUAGCAAACACAGUGACAGCAGCGCUGGACAAUGUCUACUCAGCACAGUAUGGAACAAGCUUCAAUCGAACUGUCAUCAAAAACUUUAGUCCAGGAUCUGUUGUGGCAGAUGUUGAGCUGAUAUUCAAUGAUGUGUCAACACUACCAAAUGCCAGUUCUGUGGCUGAGACCAUGAUGACUGCUGCUUCAAGCUCAAACUUUUCCCUCUCUGUUGACACAACAUCUAUUACUGCAGCUGCUGUUGUGGCACCAACUGAAGCCCCAGCCACUUCAACACCACCAAUCAACAUGACCUCAUCACCAAUCAACAUGACCUCAUCACCAGCCAACAUGACCUCACCACCAAUCAACAUGACCUCACCACCAGCCAACAUGACCUCACCACCAAUCAAUGCAACCUCACCACCAGGUAACAUGACCUCACCACCAAUCAAUCCAACCUCACCACCUACCAACAUGACCUCACCACCACUCAAUGUAACCUCACCACCAGCCAACAUGACCUCACCACCACUCAGUGCAACCUCACCACCAGCCAACAUGACCUCACCACCACUCAAUGCAACCUCACCACCACCGAAUAUGACCUCACCACCAAUCAAUGCAACUUCACCACCAGCCAACAUGACCUCACCAUUAGUUACCAUUACACCUUUGCCAGGUAAUGCAAGCUCUCCACCUGUAACUGUCACAUCAGCACCACCUGGACUCACAACAAUUGGUGCUCCAGCUACGACCCCAACAGUCACAACCACAGAGCCAAAAGUCAAGUUGGGAUUUAAGCUGCAGCAAAAUUUUACGCAACAACUUACAAACACAUCCUCACCAGAAUACCAAGCGUUAGCAAACACAGUGACAGCAGCGCUGGACAAUAUCUAUUCAGCACAGUAUGGAACAAGCUUCAAUCGAACUGUCAUCAAAAGCUUCAGUCAAGGAUCCGUUGUGGUAGAUGCUGAGCUGAUAUUCAAUAAUGUGACUACACUACCAAAUGCCAGUUCUGUGACUGAGACCAUGGUGACUGCUGCUUCAAGCUCAAACUUUUCCCUCAGUGUCAACACAUCAUCUGUUACUGCAACUGUUGUUUUAGCACCAACUCAAGCCCCAGCCACAGUUGCACCUUCAACGCCACUAGCCAACAUGACCUCAGUCCAACCAGUCUCUACAAUGUCACCACCAGGCAAUGCAACCUCCCCACCCAUAAAUGGAACAUCAGCGCAGCCAGUUAUCACAACUGGUACUUUGCCUAUAACAACAGCUGCCCCAGCAGCAGACUCAAAGAUCAUGUUGGGAUUUAAGUUGCAGCAAGCCUUUACAGCAGAGCUUGCAAACAAAUCCUCUCCAGAGUUCAAGGUUUUAGAAAACAAAGUAAAAACAAUACUUGAUCAUGUCUACAGCAACAGAUAUGGAAGCAAUUUCCUUCGAUCUAUUAUCAACUCUUUCAGUCAAGGUUCAGUCGUGGUAGAUUCUGAGCUGAUAUUUAAAAACGCCAGCUCAGUGCCAGAACCAAGUGCUGUGGCAAAUGUUCUGGUGGAGGCAGUAUCCAACAGUUCCAACUUCUCCCUGCCAGUGAAUACAUCAAGCAUUGCUGCAACAAGAAUUAGCACAUCGACCGCUGAACCUACAUCUGUUUCGGCUAUGCCUAUUACCUCAGCUGCUGCCAAUGUCACAGCUUCUCCAACCCAAGCUCCUAAUGCUACAGCCGGACCCUCUGCAGCUCCCAAUGCUACAGCUGGACCCUCUGCAGCUCCCAAUGCUACAGCUGGACCCUCUGCAGCUCCCAAUGCUACAGCCGGACCUUCUACAGCUGCAACAGCUCCAACUGCUGCUCCCAAUGCAACAGCCGCUACCGAUGCCGCACCAACUACUUCAUCAACAGAUCCUCCUUCAUCCACUGAGGGAACUCUAGGUCUUAUUUUUAGUCUCAGCCAAAAUUUUACAUCAGAUCUUGCAAAUUCAUCCUCAACAGCGUUUCAGACUUUAGCUGCAAAAGUUGUUCAAGAGCUAAACAAAGUCGGUAAAAGUCUGUAUGGAUCAUCUUUCAGUCGCUCCUUGGUUAACGCAUUCAGAAGUGGAUCAGUGGUUGCUGACACGACCCUUGUGUUCAAGGAUAAGAGCUCAGUCCCUUCAGCAAGCAAUGCAACUUCACAAUUAAGCAGUGCACUUAGAAGCAACUCCAGCUCCCUGAAUGUCAUAGCAGGCAGUGUUAAUGCGACUUCCUCUUCCUCUGCUGCUGCUUCCACCGCUGCACCUACUGUUACAUCUGCCCCGACUGCAGCUCCUAACGCAACAGCUGCCCCCACUGCAGCCCCGACAGCGGCUCCCAAUGUUACAGCAGCUCCAACUGCAGCUCCUAAUGCUACAGCCGCCCCGACAGCAGCUCCAACUGCAGCUCCUAAUGUUACAGCAGCUCCAACUGCAGCUCCUAAUGCUACAGCCGCCCCGACAGCAGCUCCAACUGCAGCUCCUAAUGCUACAGCUGCCCCGACUGCAGCUCCAACUGCAGCUCCAACUGCUACAGAGGCUCCAGCUGCUGCUACUAAUGCUACAGCUGCUACCACAACUGCAUCAACAGAUUCUCCAUCAUCCAGCGAGGGAACCCUUGGCCUUAAAUUUAGUCUCAACCAAACUUUUACAUCAGAUCUCUCCAACUCAUCCUCAACAGCGUUCAAGACUUUGGCUGCAAAGGUGGUCAAAGAGAUUAACAACAUAUCCUCAGGUCUCUAUGGAUCAUCUUUCAGUCGCUCCAUUGUUAACGCAUUUACGAGUGGAUCCGUGAACGUCGACAUGACCCUUGUGUUCAAAGAUAAGAACUCAGUUCCUUCAGCAAGCAACGCAACCUCACAAUACAGCAGUGCGCUUACGAGCAGCUCCUCCCUGAACGUCAUAUCGGGCAGCAUCUCUGCAGAGUCAACGUCAACGUCAAGCAGUCCUCCUCACCCCACAGUGGUUUCAUUGGCAGUUUUUUCAUUAACACUGCUGGCACUGGCACAGAUACUGACAGACUUAUAACCGGCACCCAAGGCAGAUGCGCUGACUCCGAUAGCUCUUACUUUGCUAUCAGUGGUGGUAAAAAGCAGUGUACCAACUGACCAAAAACAAAAGACAUAAGUGUGCAUAAUGAAAUUUACUAUGUGUCAUGUGGUAAAAAGAUGUGUACUGUGUGUCAAAGAUUAGGACAGUUUUUCAGUAUUUUCCACAUUUGAUGUUGAAGUACAGUCACUUGUGUUUCACUUCCAUUUUUUUUAAAGAACUAAUCAUUAACUUUGUAAUUUAAAAAUACCAUAUUUGAUUUUUUCUUUUUUUUCUCCUUUUUUUAACAGACGCCAUUCAAUUUUUUUGUUUUGUAAAUGCUUCUUUAUAUGCUACUUUUCAUUGUUAACAUUUAAAAAUGCAAAUAAAUAGAGAAUAUUGCAAAUAUUUAUUUCCAAUUAAAAGCACUGUACAAUUUAACAGGAUUUUUGAAUGAAUGAAUGAAUGAAUGAAGGAGUGCAGUCAACGCAACGUGGUGCAAAACGCCACGGGUGUGGAGGUGACAUGAACUACAUCUGAGACCAACCAUUAGUUUAUUUUGAACAUAUUAAGUCAUACAGUAAAGACGAUCUUUUCCUUUACUUGACCACAUAGUUUUACCCUAACGACACCGCAGUCGCCAUGGGUAGGAAAAAAUGCUGGCAUUGAACAUUCAAAUAAGUUGCCACUGCGCAUAACUUUGGGUUUAGCAGAAUCAUCCAGUAUCAAGUGAAUACAGUGGCAAGUUGAUUGCUGAUUGCAAGUUUGAAAAUGUCCAGGUACUAUCAAAAAAUUUGGAAAGAUUAUUGUUUAUAAUUGAACUCUGGUUCUUCCUGUACUUUUUUGAGAAGGGGAAUAAAAAUGUGUAUCUUUGUUAACCGAAGUAUUUUCUUCUUCUCCUUUUUUUUAUUUUGCCUCUCUCUGUAUUUUUAAAAUAUGAUAUUAAGUCAAGUCAAGUCAA